Molecule: messenger RNA, 3556 nt
Organism: Anguilla anguilla (European eel)
Lineage: Eukaryota; Metazoa; Chordata; Actinopteri; Anguilliformes; Anguillidae
Product: ran-binding protein 9-like
Exons: 14
Coding region: 300-2132 (610 amino acids)
Biological process (GO): cell surface receptor signaling pathway; cytoskeleton organization
Cellular component (GO): cytoplasm
Molecular function (GO): protein binding
Source: RefSeq, a predicted model, not a curated record
GCUUCUCUUCUCCAAUCAGAUUUGUGGACCACGCACUUGCUAACAACAAACAAAAGGUCUAUCGGCCGAUGUCAGACAGGCGCUUGAAAGCAACUUAAUUGUUUCGGUCAGAUUAUAUAUAUAUUUUUUUAAAAUAGCACACACAUUCUUAAUCGAGGCAUUGAUUGUAGUUACUGAUUUAUUUUAGCAAUAGUGUGUAAAUCGGAACGUCGCCUUGCUCCCUAGCUAGCUAGGUAGCUAGCUUGCUAGCUGUGUUUUAAUAACUACAGAGCGAGCUAGCUCAAAACAAUCCGAUCGCCAUGUCCGGGCAGUCUUCGGGCUGUGGGUUUCUGAUGUCGGUUGUGGUUCAUGGGGACUCGGCUCUGAACGAGCAGGAAAAAGAACUGAACCAACGACUCAGCCGGCUCUACCCGGCUGUAAACGAACAGGAAACCCCGCUUCCCCGAUCUUGGAGCCCCAAGGACAAGUUCAGUUACAUCGGUCUCUCCCAGAACAAUCUUCGAGUACAUUAUAAAGGUCACGGCAAAACGCCGAAAGAUGCGGCCUCCGUGCGAGCCACCCACCCCAUCCCGGCAGCGUGCGGGGUCUACUACUUUGAGGUCAAGAUCGUCAGCAAAGGACGAGACGGGUAUAUGGGGAUUGGUCUUUCAGCUCAAGGUGUCAAUAUGAACCGGCUCCCAGGCUGGGACAAGCACUCGUAUGGUUACCAUGGAGACGAUGGACACUCCUUCUGCUCCUCAGGCACUGGCCAGCCCUAUGGCCCGACGUUCACCACGGGAGACGUCAUCGGUUGCUGUGUCAACCUGAUAAACAACACCUGUUUCUAUACAAAGAAUGGGCACAGUCUAGGUAUUGCUUUUACAGAUUUACCGCCCAACCUCUACCCCACGGUGGGUCUGCAGACGCCCGGCGAGGUGGUGGACGCCAACUUCGGCCAGCACCCGUUCGUCUUCGACAUCGAGGACUACAUGCACGAGUGGCGGACCAAGAUCCAGGCCAAGAUCGACAGGUUUCCCAUCGGGGAGCGCGAGGGCGAGUGGCAAACCAUGAUCCAGAAAAUGGUAGCAUCGUACCUGGUUCACCACGGCUACUGUGCCACGGCGGAGGUGUUCGCCAAGUCGACGGACCAGGCGGUACACGAGGAACUGGCCUCAAUCAAAAACAGACAAAAAAUUCAGAAGCUGGUCUUGGCCGGAAGAAUGGGGGAGGCCAUUGAGACGACACAACAGCUUUACCCGACUCUACUAGAAAGAAAUCCCGACCUCUUAUUCAUGUUGAAGGUGCGGCAGUUCAUAGAGAUGGUGAACGGCACAGACAGCGAGGUGCGGUGCCUAGGAGGGAGGAGCCCCAAGUCCCAGGACAGCUACCCUGGCAGCCCGCGGCCCUUCGGAAGCCCCGCCCUCAGCCCCAGCCACUGCACCAGCAUCCACGGCCUCUCUUCGUCCGCCAAACCUGGCGGCUCCCACUCCUACCUGCCAGGCUUUGACAGCAGCUGCAGUAAUGGAGUGAUGUCCAGCAAGCCCCACAGUCACAAGCAGUCUCCCCCGACCCUCUCCAAAGCCGAGCUCAACAGCAUAAACUGCGCCAGGAACCAGCAAGCCAACAGUUGCUCCAGCAACGACGUGGACAUGGAGAUGGACCACUAUAGCAAUGGCGUGACAGAAUCCUCAUCCAACGGCUUCCUGAACGGAAGCUCCAAGCACAGCGUGGAGCUGGAGGACGGCGACGCGGAGAUGGAGGUGGACUCCUCCCAGCUGAGGCGGCAGCUGUGUGGGGGCAGCCAGGCGGCCAUCGAGAGGAUGAUCCACUUCGGCCGCGAGCUGCAGAGCAUGAGCGAGCACCUCCGCCAAGAGUGCGGAAAGAACUCCGCCAACAAGAAGAUGCUGAAGGACGCAUUCAGUUUACUGGCGUACUCGGACCCCUGGAGCAGCCCGGUUGGGUACCAGCUGGACUCCAUACAGAGGGAACCGGUGUGCUCCACCCUCAACAGUGCAAUAUUAGAGACUCAUAACCUGCCGAAGCAGCCCCCCCUGGCUUUGGCCCUGGGCCAGGCAUCCCAGUGCUUGUCAAUCAUGGCCCGCUCGGGGAGCGGCUCCUGCGCCUUUGCCUCCGUGGAUGACUACCUGCACUAGCUAUGCAAGCUCCGCCCACAGCAACCGGACAUUUCCGACGCCCGGAGACGGAACGGCCCGCGCCCGAGGAACAGGCGACCUCGUUUUUUUAAUUAGCUAAUUACUGGGGGACAGGCUCUGAUUGUCACUUAACUUCAGUUUCCUAGUUUACAAAGGCAUGGUGCAAACUAUUCUUGCCGUUAUUAUUAUCAUUAUUACUAUUAUUAUUAUUAGCAGCCUAUCUUGCAUAUAAGAUCUAUUUGUUCCCAUUUUGAAAACUAGUGUGGUGCAUGCCACCGAUAAAUAAAUAAAGGCCCCUAAAGUAUACCACCUAAUAAGUCACAUGGCGUUCCGAGAAUCGUUGUUUUAUAGGACCAUGCACAUUUACCACAAGGAUGGUAUAUGUGUCUGCGUGUGUGUUUCUGUGCGUGUGCGUGUGUGUGUGUAUAUAAAAUAUACAUUACAUAAAUAUAUAUUUAAAAAUUUAACUGACUUAUAUUGAAGAAAUACUGAGUUACCAAACAAAAACCAGAAAUAAGGGAUAGAAAAUUUGUGGCAGAAGUUUCUAUGGACACUUAGUGUAAGGCACUGCAUGGGGGUGACUCUGGUCAAUGGAUUUGGGUGAUUUGAAAUGUAAUUGAUGAAGAAGAUGAAAAUGGUAUAUGGUGUGUGUCAUUUAUGAUACUUGCAUCCAAGAAAGAGCUGGUUCUGAUGGUUUAUAAACAAGGACGUUACCAACUUGUCUACUUGCUACUUUUAAGUUUUUUUUUUUUAUAACUUGCCUCAGAGGUCACCUCUAUGUUUUUCCUUGACAGUAUCACUCAUGGGUAGGACACAGAACAUGUAACUGUGUUCCCAUUUAUGUCUGUGUGGACACAGGUUUAUAUCGCUGUGGCAACCUAGAUCGCAUCAACUUUCUACUUAUUACCAAGGUCAUAUCAUCAGGAGUCUAUGUCAUUCAUUUUAAGAGCUUCUGAAGCAGUGGAACCACCUCUGUCAUGGAAUCAAGUCCAUAGUGGCUAAUGCACAGCAUAUCAACAUACAAAUCAUCAAAACGAUGAAUAGUAGUUAUUUUGUUCCAGUGUUUCCAUCAGUCCCCACACUUCUCAGAGAGUACAAAGACCAGCAAAAAAGGAAGGUUUAAAGUGACGUUGGUUUGACCAUUCUUUUCUUUAAGUGUAUUCGUGUCAAAGCUCGUCCUCAAACCUUGCACAACUCAGGAGCCCGAUGCCCUCCCUCAUCUGUGCUGCAGACGUAGGAGUAUUUUUAUUUUUGUUAUUUUUUCCUGUUCGAUUUCUCUUUUCGCUUUCCUAGCCUGACUCUGAAACUCGGUAGACUUCCAUUGUACACAUUUGCCAUUGUAGAGGGAUAAAAACCAAACAGUAUUGUCGACACUGUGUGGUAAUUGCAUCUACAAUAAAAAGUAAAAAAAGAAUACCAAGCAA